CUUGACCUGCCGUCCAAAAAGUGUCGCAGGGAAGCACAGGAAGUGACUACUGUUAGUAAAAUUUUAUUUUCACUACAGUGUAUCCGGUGACAUUUUAUGAGAGACAUUUUGAUAUUUUAAAUAAGAAAACGUUCAUUCUUGAAAAAUGGUAAGAGUGAAGGUAAUCGGGAAUGAUUCUGAAUUCCAGUCGGAGCUUACAAGCGCCGGCUCUAGACUCGCCGUAGUCAAGUUCACAAUGGCCGGGUGUCGGCCCUGCAUUAGAAUAGCUCCUGCCUUCAACUCGAUGAGUGCCAAGUAUCCACAAGCUGUGUUUCUUGAAGUUGAUGUGCAUGUAUGUCAGGCAACUGCUGCUGGAAACAACAUUUCAGCAACACCGACAUUUUUGUUCUUCCGGAACAAGGUGCGGGUGGAUCAAUACCAAGGAGCCGAUGCCACUGGGCUGGAGGAAAAGAUCAAGCAACAUGUGGAAAAUGACCCUGGAAGUAGUGAAGAUUCGGAUAUCCCAAAAGGAUAUAUGGACCUUAUGCCAUUUGUAAACAAGGCUGGGUGUGAAUGCCUAAAUGAAAGCGAUGACAGCGGCUUUGACAACUGUUUAGUAAAGGACUCAUCAUACCUGGAAUCUGAGUGUGAUGAACAGCUGCUCAUUACAAUGGCCUUUAGUCAGCCUGUGAAGUUGUUUUCAAUGAAACUUCAAUCAUCUGAUUUAUCUCACGCGCCAAAGUAUGUGAAGAUCUUCAUCAACUUGCCGCGUUCAAUGGACUUUGAUGACGCUGAGAGAAGCGAGGCUACUCAGACACUCGAACUGACGGAUGAGGACUUCAAGGAGGACAGCCUGAUUCCCCUUCGCUAUGUCAAGUUUCAAAAUGUUAACAGCGUCACUCUGUUUAUUAAGUCAAACCAAGGUGAUGAGGAAACAACAAAAGUGAAUUAUUUAACUUUUAUUGGAACACCUGUACAAGCUACAAACAUGAAUGAUUUCAAACGGGUUGUGGGGAAGAAAGGUGAAAGUCACUGAAGCCGGAAUGAAAGAAAAAGACUGGAAAUAUUGCUGUAAUCAAUCAAAGGACUGUCCUAUGCCAACAUAACACUUCUAAGUUCCAGUGUAACAGUUUAUUUUGAGUAAUCUUAAUUUUUCGGGCUGUGAGAACAUUGUUUUGGUCUAGACAACACAAACAAUUUUUAUUGUAAUCCAGAAGAAACUGUAAAUAAAGCUAAUCCUUUUUUCCAAAGGCAAA
Messenger RNA from Brienomyrus brachyistius, 1235 nucleotides. It is a transcript of the gene txnl1, whose product is annotated as thioredoxin-like 1. The transcript has 8 exons. Lineage: Eukaryota; Metazoa; Chordata; Actinopteri; Osteoglossiformes; Mormyridae. The coding region runs from base 146 to 1015 and encodes 289 amino acids. The record is from RefSeq and is a predicted model, not a curated record.